Molecule: messenger RNA, 1537 nt
Organism: Archocentrus centrarchus (flier cichlid)
Lineage: Eukaryota; Metazoa; Chordata; Actinopteri; Cichliformes; Cichlidae
Exons: 3
Coding region: 110-1537 (475 amino acids)
Molecular function (GO): ubiquitin-protein transferase activity
Source: RefSeq, a predicted model, not a curated record
CAGUGAUAAUAGCGAACAGAAUCACGAUUUCCAGAUCCAACCAAGACCAAAAAAAAAGAGAUCAGCGUGUGAGACAGUGACAACACAUAGUCCAGGACAGUCACAUUACAUGCAUUCAACACCAACAGAAAUUAAAACAACUGUCACGGGACAGUGGCAGGGCACUGACUCAAGUGAUCAUGGUAAUGAGAAUGCUUGGAAUCAACUUCAGCUUUGCAGCGAUUUAUAUGACCACAGCUCAGGAGUUAUUGAUCUGACCAGUGCAGUCCCUAAAGAAUCCCCCCAGCUAGAGUCAGCUCACACCCAUCAUGAGGCCUCUGAAUUUGAUCCAGGUAUAGAUGAGGCUGAUACAGUUGUAUGGAAUCCCGAAGAGGACCUUGUCAGAGCCGAUGCUGAUGAGGCAGUCGUGAUAAUGCUGAAUUGUGUCAACAGUGACGAUCUAAUACAGGACAAUGGACUGAAUUUCACAGCACAAGAUUUGCCCUUGGUUUCUAGCAGCCAACUUUCCCCAUCAAAUUCAGCUGGCAACCCAGGAAAUCCAGAGAGCCCCCGACGUAUAUCUGUUCGCAGGGUAAAUGUUGUUGAAGAUCUUUUGGCUAUAUUUAUGGACAGCAGCAUAAUUACUGUGACUUUAAAGAUGGACUUUGUAAAUGAAAAAGCUGUUGAUGAUGCUGGGGUGUCAAGGGAGGUUUACACUGCCUUUUGGGAGCAAUUUUUGGAACAGUGUGAAGGUGAAACAGAACGAGUUCCAAGGCUGAGGCCAGACUUUGGUGAGGCAGAGUGGAAAGCAGUUGGACACAUUUGGGUGAAAGGAUUGCUGGAUUAUGGUGUCAUUCCGGUGAGACUAUCAAAGGCUUUCAUUUUAGCAUGCAUUCAUGGAAUCGACUCAGUUGAUGCAGACAUCCUGAUGUCAUCGUUUUUAAACUACCUCCCUCCUGUUGAGAGACCAGCUGUUGAGAAGGCUCUCAAUGGCACAAUGGAUGAAAGUGAUGAAGAGGACCUGCUUGACCUUUUUACAAGGAUGGGUUCCCACUCCCUACCUCCUCAGAACAACAUGCAGCCUGCCAUUGAGGCAAUGGCUCAUAAGGCGAUUCUCCAAGAGCCAAAAUAUGUAGUUGAUUGCUUCUCCACAGCCAUGGCAUGUGUACAACUGAAACUGUCAAACAGGGAAAGUGUGGUGUCUCUGUAUGAGACAAAGAAGGCCACAGGCAAAAGAGUAUCACAACUAUUUCAAACAACAAAGGUGAUGCUGUCUCAAAUAGAACAAACAACCUUUAACCAUCUUCAGCGAUAUGUCAAAAAUGCUGAUGAAAGCAAAGCUGAGAAAAUCCUGCGUUUCUGCACAGGGUCUUCUGUCAUCUGUGUUGACAAAAUUCUGGUGUGCUUCAAUGCUGAAACAGGGCUGAACAGAAGGCCUGUUGCUCAUACCUGUGGAGCUACUCUUGAAGUACCGUGCACUUACACUUGCUAUCCUGAUUUUCGCACGGAGUUUGACAACAUCCUUUCCAGCAAUUACUUGGAAAUGGACAUCAUUUGA